Molecule: messenger RNA, 2945 nt
Organism: Pimephales promelas (fathead minnow)
Lineage: Eukaryota; Metazoa; Chordata; Actinopteri; Cypriniformes; Leuciscidae
Gene: trim47
Product: tripartite motif containing 47
Molecular function (GO): zinc ion binding; protein binding
Source: RefSeq, a predicted model, not a curated record
UUUGCUGACUGGACCCCCACGUGAGUGGACCAGGAAGUGAGUAGAGAAUGGGCUCUCUCUCUCUUCCAGGCCCUGUGUAAAACAGUAAGACUGUUGCUUGGGGAAACAUGGCCACUGCCGGAGAUUCGAGGGGAGAGCUUCAGAAGGAAUUAGUCUGUUCUAUCUGCCUCGAUUACUUCGACGACCCUGUCAUUUUAAAAUGCGGCCACAAUUUCUGCCGCAUGUGCAUUUUGAUGCACUGGGAGGAAAAUGGAGGCGAUGAUGUUGGUUACCAGUGUCCCGAGUGCAGGAUGGUGUUCGCAAAAAUGAGUUUCACCAAGAACUACCUGGUAAAGAACUUAGUGGAUAAACUGAGCGACUUCGAUUACCUGAAGACGUGUAGGCCCUCUGCACCCGCAAAACCCGUGAAAAUGGACGGGAAAUGUGAGCGACACCACGAGGAACUGAAACUGUACUGCCACACGGACAGAAAGCCCAUCUGCGUGGUGUGUCGGGAAUCCAGAGCGCACAGACACCACGAUGUUGCUCCUGUACCCGAGGUUGUUGAAGACAUGAAGAGUGAGCUCAAGCUAAGACUCAUCAAGCUGAACUGGCAGAAAUCCAUGUGUACUAGAGUAAAGAGCACAGACGAGCAGGCCAGAUCUGAUGUCAAGCUUAAAAAACAAGCCUUGAAGGAGAAGAUUCAGGAAGAUGUCGGCGCCCUGGUUCAGUUUUUGUUGGAUGAGAAGGACGAUCUGUUGGAAAGGUUGGAGGCCGAAGCGGUGGCCACUAUCGGGCUGAUCGAUGCCAACCUGAAGCGUGUGGAGAGCGAGGCAGCCAAAGUGGACAAAGCCAUCACUGAAAUUCAAAAUCACCUGAGUGACAGCGCUAACUUUGAGACUAUCAGUAAUUCAUACUUGAGCCCGUGCCACGUCAACCUCGGCGUCCAGGCCUCUAACUCCCCUCCAGAUUUCUCCGAGUUCACAGGACCCUUUCAGCUCAUCAUGUGGAAGAAGAUGAUGCACGUGUUACACACAAUGCCCCAGAAUUUGACUCUAGAUUUAGACACCGCUCACCCCUCGUUGACCAUCAGCGACUUUGACACCAAGGUGGAGGAGGGUCGCGUACGCUCCCAGGAGCCCGACAUGCCGCAACGCUUCACUCGUUUUUUCGGGGUGCUAGCAACCGCCCAGUAUUCCAGCGGCCAGCACUACUGGGAGGUGGACGUGCGGGACAAGGGGGUCUGGUAUCUGGGCGUCACCACUGAGUACAGCAAUCGCAAAGGUUUUGUAAACCUCUCGCCCUCCGCUGGCUACUGGAGCCUGUGUCUCCAAGACCGACUGUACGCCAACGAGGAAGACUCGCGUGUGCCCGUGGCGGACUACUGGAACUCCCCUCGUGUCGGCGUCUUCUUGGAUUACGACCGGGGCCACGUUACUUUCUUCGACGCCGUCACUAUGAAACGCAUCUAUAACUUUGUCACAUACUUUGACGAACCUGUCUCACCCUUCUUCAGCCCGGGGAAAAACGACCCGGGUAGCCGACUACAAAUAUGUCAUUUCUACUGAAAACGAAGCGAUGCGUACAUGCAGUUCGCAAGAAAUAAUAAUAAUAAUAAAAAAAAAAAAAACGAUAAAUGUGCCUGUUGUUGCAUCAAAGUAAACGUUUCAGGGCAUUUUCCUUCCUGGAAGUAGGGAGGAAGUUUGUUUUUAAGCUCUGCUGUGUCUUUGGAUUCAGUUGAUCUGAAUGAAUUAGUUGCGUAGAGCUUUGAUACAACAUAAUCUGAAGGAGUGAGAUGAGUUUUUCUUGCUCGUGAAUUAUGAUGUAGCCCCACUGAAAUUCAGGUAGAGUGGCAUUGCCGGAUUUUACGCAAAUGUCGACUUUAGCUGCUCUGUGUCGUCUUGUUUUAGACCUCAGUGUUGUCUUUUGUACAUCAGUGUAGAGGUGAAAAUAAGGACUAAAUCAGGCCAAAUAUGUGAAUGCUUGUUAUCAUUUCAUUUUUGGGGGGAAAUUAUGAAUUUUUUUUUUUUUUUUUUAAUCACCAUGUAUUCUGUGUUAUGGCAUAUAGUGACAGUUUUUUUCUCUCUCUAUUUUACAUUUAUUUUCAAUGUUUACAUAUUCUUUUUGUUGCAGUUUUCUUUUUAAGGAAUGUAUUUGUUUGACAAAUAACCAUGUUGCAUAAAGACUCGUAUUGUAAUAGCUCAGACUGCAAUAGGUGCUAUGCAACUUUCAGUUUGUGAGUUUCCGACAUUUGCUGCAAGGAACGUCCAUUUAAUUAUGUAAAUGAGUUUAUCCUGAGGCUUUGUGCCGUUCAUGUUAUGUCAUGUACCUUUCAAAUCCAUUAUAUUAAUUUGAAUCUAUUAUAUUUGUUUAGCAGUAGUUGAAUCUUUGCUGUGGGCUGAUGGUGAAGAGAGGCUGAGUGUGUUUGCUUUAGUACCGAAACAAGCACAAAGGGACAUUUCUGCACCUUUUCAUUGAGCUCAGAUGGUUUGUUGUUCAUGUUGAUAUGUACUGAGCUAGUUUAUAUACUAGAACCGCAGCAGUCAUGUGUUCAAAAUGUCUUUUGAGCUGACUAAGGAUCAGGAAAACACUGGAACAGCUCACUUCUGGAUUUUAGGAUGUUUUGUACAUAUGCUGUUAACUUGAACAUGCUCUCACAACACUCCAUGAUAAAAGUUAGGAUCUAAGUUAACAUUUACUACAUUGGUAAUCAUUCUAUUUCCUCAUAAGAAAUGAGUUUAACUUGAAAACUUUGACUCUAUAUGUUUGGUGUACAUAUAAAUUUGUAAUUGGGCUUUCUUUUAAUUGCUGAUGUAAGAGAACUGUUACAACACAUUUGGGCAUAACUGCUGGAUGGCACCAUGAGUACAUUUUACUUUUUAUGAGAUUUAAAACCACUGCAAUGUUAAAUGUUUUCCUCUACACUACGGUCUUCUAAAAAAUAAAAUAUUACAACAAUUGUUUAA